AUGUCCUAUUGGAUGAUGGUGGCGUCUCUGCCGCUUCUUCCUGCCAUCAUGCUGGCGUUGGGUCACCACCGUGCCCGUGCGGCCCAGUUGUGUCAUGUCGCACUCUCUUGGAUCUUGCGGCUGUUGCAAGGACAAGUCUGCGCAAAGAGCACGCACGCCUUUGUCUUUUCACGGUGCACCCACGGCAAUGCUAGCAGCGUCCUGGAGGCCUUUGACGUGUACGCAGAGACCCAUGCCUCUGCCGCGGUUGGCCCGCAGAUAGGUGAGGCCUUAAACCAGGUGGUUAAGCGCGUCCAGCCCUCGAAGGUGCUCGAACUCGGAAUGCAUUGCGGCUACACCUCAGUGCUUUUCCUGCGUCUGCUACCGCCUGAUGGGAAGCUGCUUACAGUGGAGCAGGACCCUGCGGUGGCCGACCUCGGGGAGGAGCUCAUCCUGGUGGCAGGCUUUAAACACACACAGUUCCAGGUGUUGACAGGCAGCUCGGGCGACACCAUCCCGACACUGCACUCUCUUCUGGGAGUGGCUCCAGGAACCAGUGACACCUUUCACCUGGUGCUCAUGGACCAUGACCCCCAACAGUACCUUAUGGAUCUCCGAGCUCUGGAGAAAGAGGGUCUGCUGUGCCCUUUAGGUUGCUCCAUUGUUGUGAUCCUCAGGAACCAGAAAGAUAAAGUUCUGAUGGAAUUGAUUGAAAUGACUCAAGCAAAACCAGACUGUUAUACCAUCAAGUCGUUAAUUCCCGGAAUGCUGGAGCUCUUUUAUCAAAAGAAAAGAACACAAUAA
Molecule: messenger RNA, 783 nt
Organism: Nerophis lumbriciformis (worm pipefish)
Lineage: Eukaryota; Metazoa; Chordata; Actinopteri; Syngnathiformes; Syngnathidae
Source: RefSeq, a predicted model, not a curated record